GGGUGGUGUACAGUGCGUGCGCGCGCAAAGGAUUGUGGGCUCGGCGCGUAUAUGUUUCCAUCAUGGCGGCGUCAAUUUCGGGAUACACUUUUAGUUCUGUGUGUUAUCACAGUGCCAACAGCAAUUCUGACCACGAGGGCUUCCUGCUGGGAGAAGUGAGACAGGAGGAGACUUUAAGCAUCAGUGACUCACACAUCGGUAGCGCAGAAUUCCUCAGUGUAAUAGAGGUCCAUAAUCAUGAACCUUGUGCACAACUGUUUAGCUUUUAUGACUAUGCAGGUAAUGUCAAUGAAGAAAAUCUCAACAGAAUCCUCAAGGACAGAAGAAAAAAUGUCAUCGGCUGGUACCGGUUUCGAAGGAACACUCAACAGCAGAUGUCAUUCAGGGAGCAGGUGAUCCACAAGCAGCUGACCCAUAUACUUGGCAUCCCAGAUCUGGUCUUCCUCCUCUUCAGCUUCAUCUCCACAGCCAAUAGUUCCACACAUGCUUUGGAGUAUGUGCUCUUCAGGCCCAACAGAAAUUUGGAUCUUUAUAUCAGCAGGUAUAACCAGAGGAUAUCUUUAAGCAUCCCAAACCUGGGCAACACCAGUCAACAGGAAUAUAAAGUCUCAUCUGUGCCGAACACCUCCAAGAACUACGCAAGUGUCAUUAAAGAACAUGGGACUGAGUUCUUUGAUAAGGAUGGGGUGAUGAAAGAUAUUCGAGCUAUUUUUCAAGUAUACAGUGCCCUUCAAGAAAGAGUGCAGGCAGUGUGUUGUGAAGUGGAUCAGAGUGAACGAGUGAGGGAGAAAAUCCAAGAAGAAGUGAACAAACUCAAAGAGGAAAUCGCUCUCAGGAAACGUAACAGCGCUGAAGAAGAGAGAAGACUCCAAGAGGCAGCCGCUGUCACGCUUCCCGAUAACUCUGCCCUUCCCGACUCCAAACACUCUUCGCUGACUCGAGUCGUCCUCUCAGGUCCCUCGGUGGAGCCCAGUGUAGAGAGACCCUUGAACUCAUCAUCUCCACCAAUCCACAGCACCACACUGCCUCCAGAUUCACCAAGCGCUAUACUGCUGCCACGGCCCCAAGCCGUAGGUUCGCCCGGCCACCCGUCUCCCAUUCUGGGCCUGGGCAACGGAGACGGUUCGAGCUCAGAUUCCCUGAACCGCCAGGCUACCGGCCAAGAAGACCAGGAGGAUGACGAGGACGAGGACAGUAGCGAGUAUGAAAAUUUAGUUAGCGAGCAAUUGCAACCUCCUUCCUUAACGGAAACUGUUACAUUAGGACGACCGGCUACUCUGUGGCCCGACGGAGAUGCCCACAGCCCGCCGGGCUCAUAGUAGUCAAACAAACCAACGGGGAUAUUGAUGAACGAACUGAACUUGGUGUGAUCGUGAGGUCAGUGGUGUUCAGAACACAAACAAGCACUUGCCUUUUGUGAGUUAUGACAAUGCUGUCCUGUUGCACACAUUUAACAGCUCUGUGCAGGGGACGAACUCUGAAGUGAAAUGGAAUGAUAUCCCCUUCCAUGUGGACAGACACCCUUUUCUUUGUUUCAUGCUCUCCUCUCUGGUUUUGUUUGGGUGGAGAGGUGCAUCCUGCUUAUCUCGGCUUCUGCUACUCACUGGAGCCAUUCGGUUCUUGCACCAUUUACCUCUUGCACUGUUUUGCCUUUUGAUC
This is a messenger RNA of Carassius carassius (crucian carp), 1659 nucleotides long. Its product is annotated as BRISC complex subunit abraxas 2. The coding region runs from base 63 to 1319 and encodes 418 amino acids. NCBI's taxonomy places the organism in Eukaryota, Metazoa, Chordata, Actinopteri, Cypriniformes, Cyprinidae. The record is from RefSeq and is a predicted model, not a curated record. Gene Ontology annotation, biological process: protein K63-linked deubiquitination; mitotic spindle assembly; attachment of spindle microtubules to kinetochore. The transcript has 9 exons. Gene Ontology annotation, cellular component: nucleus. Gene Ontology annotation, molecular function: microtubule binding; polyubiquitin modification-dependent protein binding.